Molecule: messenger RNA, 605 nt
Organism: Bursaphelenchus okinawaensis
Lineage: Eukaryota; Metazoa; Nematoda; Chromadorea; Rhabditida; Aphelenchoididae
Source: the annotation of a GenBank genome assembly
AUGCCACCAAAGAAGAAGGAGACGGCCUCCAAGGCUCCAGCCAAGAAGAAGGAAGGAGGAGGAGGCGGAAAGGCCAAGAAGAAGAAGUGGUCCAAAGGAAAGGUCAGAGACAAGUUGAACAACACUGUUCUCUUCGACAAGGCCACCUAUGACAAACUUUACAAAGAGGUGAGAUUUUGUUUUACUGUUUUUAAUUUAGGUAUAGUGAUGUUGAAUGCUGCUGAAGCUAUUAAAGGGGAAAAGUUGAGGUUAAGAAAGGAUUUCUAGUUUUUGUGGAAUUUUUGAUGCUUUAAAUGGGUUGUAAAGUGGUUUUAGAGCUUUAUUAUUUUAAAAGUUAGCUGAAAAGGUUCUUUAUAAUUCUGAAAACGACCUUUAUAGUCUUGAAGACGUCAAAAUGCUCUUUAUAUGUCUAACUUUAUCAAUUCCAGAUCGUUUCCGUGAAACUCAUCACCCCAUCUGUUGUUUCCGAACGUCUGAAGGUCCGUGCUUCGUUGGCUACCGCUGGUCUCCGACAGCUUCAAGAGGAAGGACACAUCAAAUGCGUUGUGAAACACGGCUCUCAACUUGUCUUCACUCGCGCCACCAAGGCUGAAACCGACGAAUAA